UCCCAACCUGUAGCAGUCUCAGUCAGCCUCACCGCGUGGCGUCCCGCCCCCAGCUGCCGGCAGGUGUGCGCUCAAGUUAGCACGUGGUGCUAGAUACUACUUAAGGGCCCACCUUCUCUUGUUUGCAGCUGCCGCCUUCUCCUGCCCUGUCCUACCGGAGCUGCCGGAGGCUCGCGGGUCUCAGAACGCAUCACGCCGCUGGGGUUGGAGCCGUGGCAUGGGCUCCGCCGGCCCCCUCUGGGUUUUCUUGGCUCUCAUCGUGCCAGGGGUCCUCGGUCAGUGUAAAUUCCUGCCAAGGUAUCCUUUUGCUAAGCCUAAAAUUCAGAGUGAUCAGUCUGAGUUUGCUGUUGGGACAACUUGGGAAUAUGAGUGCCUUCCUGGGUAUACCAAGAGGUCAUUCUCUAUCACCUGCUUAGAGACCUCCAAGUGGUCAGAUGCUCAGCAAUUAUGUAAACGCAAAUCAUGUGUGAGUCCUAGAGAACUCCUCCAUGGCUCUGUCCUCGCACCCAUGGGUAUCGUGUUUGGGUCAACAAUUACAUAUUCUUGUAAUAAAGGAUAUCGACUCAUUGGUGAUCCAUCUGCUACAUGUAUUAUCUCAGACAAUAUUGUAACCUGGGAUAAGGACAUGCCUAUCUGUGAAUCUAUUCCUUGUGAGUCACCCCCAGCCAUCCCCAAUGGAGACUUUUACGGCAAUGACGAGAACUUUUACUAUGGAAUGGUGGUUACUUAUGAGUGCCAUGUUGGGAAGAAUGGGAAAAAGCUAUUUGAUCUUGUGGGUGAGAAGUCAAUAUAUUGCACCAGCAAAGAUAAUCAAGUUGGCAUCUGGAGCAGCCCUCCCCCUCAGUGUAUUCCUGUAGUCAAAUGCCCAAUGCCAGAUGUUGAAAAUGGAAUUAUGGAAUCUGGAUUUAGGCGUUCGUUUUCCUUAAAUGAUUCUGUGAUGUUUACGUGUAAGCCUGGCUUUACCAUGAAAGGCAGCAACAUAGUGUGGUGCCAACUAAACGGUGAAUGGAAUCCUCCACCGCCAAGGUGCUCCAAGGGGUGUCUACCACCUCCUCAUAUCCACCAUGGUAAUUAUAACAAAAUGGAUGAGGAAUUCUUUACAGUUGGGCAGGAAGUGUCCUACAGCUGUGAGCCUGGCUACGCUCUCAUUGGAACUAACUCUGUGCAGUGUACAUCCUUGGGAACCUGGAGCCGUUCAGCCCCCAAAUGUGAAGUGAAAUCAUGUGAUGCCAUUCCAAACGAGCUUCUCAACGGUCGUGUGGUAGCUCCUCCUAAUUUCCAGCUUGGGGCAGAGGUUUCCUUUGUUUGUGAUGAGGGGUACCGGUUAAAUGGCUCAUCUUCUAGUCAGUGUGUCUCAGACGGAAUGAGAGUACUCUGGAAUAAUAAGUUUCCUGUCUGUGAACGGAUUUUUUGUGACCCUCCUCCCGCUAUCAAAAAUGGACGGAGUAGUUAUUUUUCUGGUCCCAUACCUGUUAACUCUGUGGUGAGGUACAGCUGUUUGAAUUCCUUCCGCCUCAUUGGAGAAAGGAUUCUUUUUUGUAUAAGUAAAGAUAAAGUGAAUGGAUUCUGGGAUAAAGCUGCUCCGGUCUGUGAAUAUUACGAUAAAAAUUCUAUUUGCCCUGAGCCCACAGUACUAGGGGGACACAAAAGUAGAAUAUCUAGACCACCAUACAGACAUGGUGAUUCGGUGACCUUUACCUGUAAUGCCAACUUCACGAUGAAAGGAAACAAAACAGUUUGGUGCCGAGCAAAUAAAACCUGGGGACCGACACCACUACCAACCUGUGAGAGUGAUUUCCCACUGGAGUGCCCAUCACUCCCCACAAUCGCCCAUGGCCGUCACACAGGGGAGGAUGUUGCCUCCUUUGCCCCAGGAUUUUCUGUGACUUACAGCUGUGAGCCUGGGUACUUGCUUCUUGGAGAAAAGACCAUUCGCUGCUUGUCUUCAGGAAAAUGGAAUGCUGUCAGUCCCAUGUGCAAAGAGGCAGAGUGCCGACCUCCAGAACCAUUUCUCAAUGGGCAGAUAAAGAAGUCUGAGAGUCUACGGGUUGGUGAGACUGUGCACUUUUCUUGUAAUGAAGGGUAUCGAUUACUAGGCUCACCUUCCAGCCAGUGUGUAAUUGUUGGACAGCGUCCUUUUUGGACCAAGAUGCCCAUAUGCGAAAAAAUUCUUUGCUCACCACCUCCUCCUAUUCGCAAUGGAAGAUACACGGGCAGCUCUUCUGUGAACAUUCCCUAUGGGAGCAGUGUCACUUACACUUGUGACCCGGGCCCAGAGGAAGGAGUAAACUUCAUCCUCAUUGGAGAGAGCACCAUCCAUUGUACCACUGAUAGUCAGAAGAAUGGGAUCUGGAGUGGACCUGCCCCACACUGUGAACUUUCUGUUUCUGAGGUUCGGUGUCCACCUCCCCAGAUCCUAAGAGGCCAAAUAUCAUCCGGGAAGAAAGAUCAAUAUUCGUAUAAUGACACUGUGGUAUUUGCCUGCCUUUUUGGCUUCACCAUGAAGGGCAGCAAGGAAAUCCGAUGUAAUGCCCAAGGCACGUGGGAGCCAUCGGUGCCAGUCUGUGAAAAGGAUUGUCAAGCACCUCCUAAAAUCCUCCAUGGUCAGAAAGAAGAUAAACAUGUGUUUCGCUUUGAUCCAGGAACAUCCGUAAAAUACAGCUGUGACCCUGGCUAUGUGCUAGUGGGAGAAGAAUCCAUACAUUGUACCAUUGAUGGAGUGUGGAUACCCACUGUCCCCACAUGCAAAGUGGCAGAAUGUAAUCCUUCAGGAAAACAAGUCUUUAAAAAACCCACGAACCAAUUUAUUAGACCAGAUGUUAACUCUUCUUGUGAUGAAGGGUACCGGUUGAGUGAGAGUGUUUAUCAGCUUUGUCAAGACACAAUUCCUUGGUAUAUGGAAAUUCGUCUUUGUAAAGAAAUCACCUGCCCACCGCCCCCUCUUAUCUACAAUGGCGCACACACAGGGAGUGCCUCAGGAGAGGUCCUAUAUGGAACCACAGUCACUUACACAUGUAAUCCUGGGCCAGAGAGAGGAGUGACGUUCAACCUCAUUGGGGAGAGCACCAUCCGUUGUACAAGCAACGAUCAAGAGACAGGAAUCUGGAGCGGCCCUCCUCCUCUCUGUGGCAUAGGUCUCGGUCAGUGCCAAGCUCCGAGACAUCUUCCAUUUGCCAUGCCUACAGAGCUGAUUGACAAAGAUGAGUUUCCCAUUGGGACAUCUCUGAAAUAUAAAUGCCGCCCUGGUUACUACAGAAGAAUAUUCUCUAUUACCUGCCAGAAAAACUCUGUCUGGUCAAUCCCUGAAGGCAACUGUAAACGUAAAACAUGUGGAACUCUUGCAGAACUCGUAAAUGGCAAAAUGGAGAUAGACAAAGACAGGCAGUUUGGAUCAACUGUUCAUUACUUUUGCAAUGACGGGUAUCGACUUAUUGGCCAAUCCUCAGCUACAUGUGUCAUCUCAGGCAAUUCUGUCACCUGGGAUAAUGACCCACCUACUUGUGAGAGUAUUCCUUGCGGGCCACCCCCUGCCAUCGCCAAUGGAGAUUUCAUUAACAGUGAUAGAGAAUAUUUCCCAUAUGGAACAGUGGUGACCUAUCGCUGCAAUCUUGGAGAUAGAAGGAUGAAGUUUGAGCUCGUGGGUUCACCGUCAAUAUAUUGCACCAGCAAAGACAAUCAAGUUGGCAUCUGGAGUGGCCCUCCCCCCCAGUGCAUUAUACCUAAUAAAUGCACACCUCCAGAGGUUGAAAAUGCAUUCGGGAUAUCUGAGAAGAAAAGCCUAUUUUCCUUAUAUGAAACUGUGCAGUUUACGUGUCAACCUGGCUUUGUCAUGAAAGGACCCUCCACUGUUCACUGUCAGGCACAAAACAAAUGGGGACCGGAGUUGCCCAGCUGCUCCAGGGUAUGUCAGCUACCUCCAGAAAUCCCGCAUGGUAAACACAAUGCAGGCCAGAGGAACACUUUUUCCACUGGGCAGGAAGUGUCCUACAGCUGCGAGCCCGGCUAUGAUCUUAGAGGGGCUGCUUCUCUGCACUGUACAUCCCAGGGAGACUGGAGCCCAGAAGCCCCCAGAUGUGCAGCGAAAUCAUGUGCUGACUUCUUGGACCAACUUCCUAAUGGACGUGUGCUCUUUCCACUGAAUUUCCAGCUUGGGGCAAAAGUGUCCUUCGUUUGUGAUGAGGGAUACCAAUUAAAAGGCAGUUCUACUAGUCAUUGUGUCUUGGUUGGAAUGGAAAUUUUUUGGAACAGCAGUGUCCCUGUGUGUGAAAAAAUUUUGUGUCCAUAUCCUCCUGAUAUCCUUAAUGGGAGACACACGGGCACACCUCUGGAAGUCUUUCCUUUUGGAAAAGAAGUAACCUACACCUGUGACCCACACCCAGAGAGAGGAAAGAUCUUCAGCCUCAUUGGGAAGAGCACCAUCCACUGCACCAGCGACAGUCAAGGGAAUGGAAUUUGGAGCGGCCCCGCCCCUCACUGUGGAGUUCAGGGUCACUGUAAUGCUCCAGAUCAGUUUCAGUUUGCCAAGCUGAAAAGCCAAACCAAUGCAUCUAAGUUUCCCAUUGGGACAUCUUUAAAAUAUGAAUGCCAUCCCGAGUACUACAAGAUGUCAUUCUCUAUCAAGUGCCUGGAAAACCUCACGUGGUCAAGCGCCAUUGAUGUCUGUAAACGGAAAUCAUGUGAAACUCCUUCAGAUCCUGUGAAUGGCAUGGUGUAUGUAAAUACAGAUACCCAGUUUGGAUCCAGAAUUAAUUUCUCUUGUAAUACAGGAUAUCGACUCAUCGGGCACUCAUCUACUGAAUGUGUCCUCUCAGGCAAUACUGUCUUUUGGGAUGCAGAGCCACCAAUUUGUGAACGUAUCCCUUGUGGGCCACCCCCAGCCAUCGCCAAUGGAGAUUUCAUUAGCAGUAAUAGAGAAUAUUUCCAAUAUGGAACAGUGGUGACCUAUCGCUGCAAUCUUGGAGAUAGAAGGAUGAAGUUUGAGCUCGUGGGUUCACCGUCAAUAUAUUGCACCAGCAAAGACAAUCAAGUUGGCAUCUGGAGUGGCCCUCCCCCCCAGUGCAUUAUACCUAAUAUAUGCACAGCUCCAGAGGUUGAAAAUGCAUUCAGGAUAUCUGAGAAGAAAAGCCUGUUUUCCUUAGAUGAAACUGUGCAAUUUAGGUGUCAACCUGGCUUUAUCAUGAAAGGACCCUCCACUGUUCAAUGCCAGGCACAAAACAAGUGGGGACCAGAGUUGCCCAGCUGUUCCAGGCUAUGUCAGCCACCUCCAAAAAUCCUUCAUGGUAAACACACCCCAAGCCAUAGGAACUACUUUUCUCCUGGGCAGGAAGUGUCCUACAUCUGUGAGCCCGGCUAUGAUCUUAGAGGGGCUGCUUCUCUGCGCUGUAUGCCCCAGGGAGACUGGAGUCCAGCAGCCCCCAGAUGUGCAGCAAAAUCAUGUGCUGACUUCUUGGAUCAACUCCCUAAUGGACGUGUGCUCUUUCCACUGAAUUUCCAGCUUGGGGCAAAAGUGUCCUUUGUUUGUGAUGAGGGGUACCAGUUAAAGGGAAGCUCAGCCAGUUACUGUAUCUCAGUUGGAAUGAAAAGCCUUUGGAAUAACACUGUUCCUGUGUGUGAACGUAUAUCUUGUGAGCCACCGCCAGCGGUAGCCAAUGGAGAAUUCUACAGCAGCAGCGGAAGUGUUUUUCAAUAUGCAGCAGUGGUAACUUAUCAGUGUCACACUGGGCCAAAUGGAGAAAAGCUUUUUGACCUUGUGGGAGAACAGUCCAUAUACUGUACCAGCAGAGACAAUCAACGUGGAGUUUGGAGCAGCCUUCCUCCUCAGUGUAUUUCUGUGAAUAAAUGCACAGCUCCAGAAGUUGAAAAUGGAAUUAGAGACUCAGGAAAUAGGAGUUUACUUUCCUUAAAUGAGGUUGUGAGAUUUAAGUGUCAGCCUGGCUUUGUCAUGAGAGGGUCCAACACUGUUCAGUGCAAGGUCAACAACACAUGGGUGCCUGAGCUGCCAAGAUGUUCCAGGGUAUGUCAGCCACCUCCAGAAAUCCUACAUGGUAAACACACUUCAAGCCACAGGGAUGACUUUUUUCCUGGGCAGGAAGUAUCUUUUAGCUGUGACCCCGGCUAUGAUCUCAGAGGGGCUGCUUCUCUGCACUGUACACCCCAGGGAGACUGGAGCCCAGCAGCCCCCAGAUGUGCAGUGAAAUCAUGUGCUGACUUCCUGGACCAGCUCCCUAAUGGACGUGUACUCUUUCCACUGAAUUUCCAACUUGGGGCAAAAGUGUCCUUCAUUUGUGAAGAGGGGUUCCGAUUAAAAGGCAGCUCUGCUAGCCAUUGUGUCUUGGUUGGAAUGAAAACCCUUUGGAACAGCAGUGUUCCUGUGUGUGAACAAAUAUUUUGUCCAAAUCCUCCGGCUAUCCUUAAUGGGAAACACACAGGAACUUCUCUGAAAGAUAUUCCCUAUGGAAAAGAAAUUAGUUACAUGUGUGACGCCCACCCAGCCAAAGGAAUGAUCUUCAGCCUCAUUGGGAAGAGCACCAUCCACUGCACAAGUGACAGUCAAGGGAAUGGGGUUUGGAGUGGCCCUGCCCCUCGCUGUGAACUUUCUGGUCCUUCUGCUUGUCCACAUCCACCCAAGAUGCAUAAUGGCUACCAUAUUGGAGGACACGCUUCUCCAUAUCUUCCUGGGAUGAUAGUCAAAUACACUUGUAACCCAGGCUACAUGUUGGUGGGAAAGGCCUUCAUCUUCUGUACACACCAGGGAACCUGGAGUCCAUUUGAUUCUUAUUGCAAAGAAGUAAAAUGCAGCCUCCCACAGAUUAUGAAUGGAAUCCAGAAGAAAUUAGAAGUGAGAAAAGUCUAUCAGUAUGGAGAUAAUAUAACUUUGGAGUGUGAAGAUGGGUAUACUAUGGAAGGCAGUCCCUCGAGCCAGUGCCAGGAAGAUAACAUGUGGAACCCUCCUUUGGCCAUAUGUACAUCUCGCACACGUGAUUCUCUCAUAGCUGGCAUGUUCUUCUCUGGUAUGAUCCUUCUUAUCUUACCCAUCAUUCUUUCCUGUUGGAUAAUUCUAAAGCGCAAAAAAAGCAAUAAUACAGAUAAAAAAUCAAAAGAAGUGAUUAUCCACUUACAUCCCCAAGAAGGCAAUGAUGUUCAUCCUCAAACUCUGCAAAUGAAUGAGGAAAAUAUCAGAAUGGAGUAUAUCGAUGGAGAACGUGAAUAAAAAAUAUCUGCUAUGUGUCACUUGUUAAUUGCAAGAAAUCUGGUGUACUGUCCAUGAGCAACUGCGGUGAAUAAUGGCUUAAUCCUUACAGAACUGGAAUGGCAAGCAAUAUUUUUUUUCUAUACAUUACUGACUAUGGCCAAAAUACUAUAUUGCCUUGCUUAAGUUGUAUGAUUGAGCAAUUCUGUUCCCCACUGGCCUUACAUAUUUCAUCUAAAGACCAGGGGCUGGACCAAUGGAUCUGCAAUGCUACUACCAGUGCUAACACUGUAAUUUUGUUUUGGUUCACUUGCCUUUUUGUGCAAUUGUAUGAAUAUAACAUGUAAGUUAAGUCUAUAAUGUUUAAAUGUAAUUUUAUAUCUCCAGCAUUAUAAUAAGAAAAGAAUAAAAGAUUUUAUCUUGGCAAAUCUACUUGUAAUAUAUUUACUACUUAAAGCUUUCAA
This is a messenger RNA of Phacochoerus africanus (Common warthog), 7653 nucleotides long. RefSeq names its product complement receptor type 2-like. NCBI's taxonomy places the organism in Eukaryota, Metazoa, Chordata, Mammalia, Artiodactyla, Suidae. The transcript is spliced from 45 exons. Gene Ontology annotation, biological process: negative regulation of complement activation, classical pathway. The record is from RefSeq and is a predicted model, not a curated record. The coding region runs from base 218 to 7210 and encodes 2330 amino acids.